This is a messenger RNA of Amoebophrya sp. A120, 212 nucleotides long. The record is from the annotation of a GenBank genome assembly. Lineage: Eukaryota; Dinophyceae; Syndiniales; Amoebophryaceae.
AUGGCGGGUGACUCAUUUUCUACCGACUCUGACCUGGAUCUUUCUAGCGACCUUGAUCGCUCUACCAGUACCGACCGGCUGCUCCGCCGUGUCGGUGGAGUAACUCCAUCCUGUUCCUCCGCGCCGCCGUCGCCGGCGAGUUCGUGCUCUGCAGAUAUCGUCGAUCACAUCUACGACACCCUUGCGGAUCUAGACGAAAAAGAAGAGCGGAG